GUAGAAUUAAAGAUGAAAAGUUUCAUCCUGAGACGGAGUGAGUUUUGCUAGUCGAGAUUUUAAAGUUGCAAUUUUUUCCAGGGAAAAACUUUGACUUUAAUGGUUGAAAAGUUUUCCAAAACACCAUGCAACCGGACCAGGUGUUGGGACGCGUGAAUUUAGUCGGGGUCAGGCGUUGCCAAUAGUGAAAAAGUGCCAGUGAAAAUCGGUGCUUUGGUUGCGUUUGGCUGCUGCUUGAAGCCAGAAGUCAGUCCUUUUGCGGAUGCGAUUUUCCAUCCUCCCUGUUGGAAAAGUCCUGCAAAAAUCAUCUUUCUCGGCUGGAGCAGCAAUUGAAUUUUUUGGCGGAGCAGGACGACUGACUGACUGCCGUCUGUGUGUUUGAAGAGUCUGUAGAGAUUUCGGGGCUGGCAUUCAGCCUCCCGUAGACAGAAGACGACAGUUCAGUUUUUCCCGUUUGUGUUCUCAUCCGCUUCCUGGAUCCUCCACUCGGGGUGCGAAAGUGUGUACGCGCGGAAUUCGGGAGCUUCCAAGUUGGACAUUUUAUUUGAUUGUGAUGUGAAAGUAAGUGAGAGUGAAACACAUAAUGGAGUUUCGGGGAGUCUGAAGGAAAAAAAUUGGGAAAAUAUACGCCAGGGCGGGCAGUAGCAAAAAAAAAGUCCUGUGAAAAAAGGCGUAUGGGAAAGUGAAAAUUUGCUGUGUGAUUUGGAAUCGAGAUAAAAUGGAAUAGCUGUGUGACGUUUGGCUGGCACCGUGAAUAUUUUUGGAUAUCACUGUCUGUCCCUUUCAGGGGUCGGUCACAAAACGAGCGAAUUGUGCAGGAAUGCACGAUACAAUGUCCAAGGAUCUGGACAGCGAUACGGAAUCGGAAGUGGCGGCCAGCGUCCAGAGCAGUAAUCACAACAACGAAUCUGGCCCGCUGGACCCCGACAAUGAUAUCAAACAGGAUAUGGAUUCGGAUAUGCGGGAGGACACUCCCAUUCCGAUCCCGGAUACGGACAAUUUCAGCGAUUCGGACAGCAUGGAUAGCAGCAUCCUGAGCAAUUCCGUCAGACUGUCCGUCAAUGGCGACGCUUCCGGGCGCCCCGCCCCAGUUGCCAAUUCCGAAAGCAGCCUUCCACCGAGCACUCCCCUGGACCAGAACGAAACCUCCCAGCAUUCGCAACAAUCGCAGCCCAUAAGUUCCGCUCCUUCUUCUCCACUCCACAAAUCCAACAGCAAUCCAGAUGCCUCCCUGAACCCACCGGCUCCCGCUACACAACCCGCUCCCCUCAAAACUAUCCUUACGAUUCGGCCGCCAUCGGCCUUAACGGCUCCUUCAAUCAGCCACCACAACAACACUGGCGGAAGUAGCAGUGGAGGUUCCGGAGGAAGCAGUCCGGUCAAACGGUAUCGGCAUCAGAUGUUUAGUAAAAAUAUCUACAUCGGAACGAAAAAUGCGGAGAAGUGGGAUACCCUGAGGAAUGUGCUGCAAUUCAAAAACGAUGUGGAGUUUGUGAGCUUUCUGCUGCGGAUGGCGGAACUGGAUGUGCGGAAGCGGAAGCUCAGGGCAUCAUCAAACGGUGUUAACGACAGUCUGGAGCAGCAGGAAAGUCCCCGGCCUAUUCCUCCGAGUGCCCUCAGUAGUUCCAAGCAGGACAAGCCUGGCAUCAAGAAAACCAAAAGAGUACAAUUCCACGAUAGUGUAAAUAUUAUCAACGACGGUAGCAGCAGCAGUACAACUACCACGACGACCACCACCAGUCUGCGGCCACCGGAUAACGGUGGUGGUGUAUUCGACUUCCACGAAGAUGACGACGACACCGAGGAAGGUGGUAACAUUGACUUCCGUAGACGGAGGGGACGAGGUCUUCAGCGGCAGAUGCGAUCGCCGAGCCCACCGAGGCAGAGUGAGCGUGGGGACGGUGGGGAUGAUGCGGGUGCUGGGUCAGGCGAAGACGAUGACGAUGAUGAACAGUACAUAGUGCAGAACAUAAUCAAGAAGCUUCCGGGAAGGCUGGGACAAGGCAAUGAAGUGCAACAGGAUUCGAUUAGCAGUACGAUCGGUUCGGAUGAUUCAUUGAAUACGGAAACCGAAGUGCUCGAUUAUCGUAUAGCGGAGAAAAUCAAAACGGAGCUGGAAGAGAAACAGAAGAUGGUGAGGAAGCCGUUCGGUGAAGAGCUUCCAUCAACUUCGAACUUUUCGGAGCAUUCGGAUCGCCCGUCGGAUGAUGAGGCGUACGAAAGUAAGGUAGAUAUAAAAAAGAUAGACAUUCGUAAGGCACCGUUUGACCCGAAGCUCGGUAGCAGUAGGAAAAUGAAACGGGAAGCAGGAUCGGUAGAUCUACGUAUCGAGUACGAAGAACAAGAGUACAAUCCGUUUUUGGGUGAAGAUCGUAAACCAUUUUUACCACCGCUUAAAAAACCUAGAAAGACACCGACAACGAAAAAUAAAGCAUGCACCGGGUGUAACUUGAAGCAUGGAACCGACCCAUGUCCCCUCGAUACACCGAUGGCAGUUAUCAACAAUAAAAUCGAGCUUAGCGAAUGGAUAGAGCAGAACGAAGAUUUGAUCAAAAAGCACAAAAUCGUGCUGAAACCGGAGAAUCCGGAGGAUAUGGACGAUGACGACAGUAACUACGACGACGAUGAAGACGAUGACGAAGGAGAUGAAAACGGGGAAAACCAAUUCGAAGAUAAAUUGGACAUCUUACCUUCGUACUCGGAAACGUCGUUACCACCUGAAUUCGAACUGCGACUGGCACCGUUUUCAACAACUAUGAACCCGGGCGCGACAGCAAUUAGUACGAAUGGUGUACCUCUCAACAUGGAUCCCAACGAAUCGUCUUCCUCGAGUCUUCAACAACAGCAAACGGGUGAACAACUUCCUCAGGCAGUUGCUGCUGCAGCGGUCACUAAUUCGGUGAACCACGGCUUGAGCAUCUACACGAAAAUCUUCAUACCCAAAUACACCCAGAUGGGUCCGGUCAUUGGGCAGGUGGUGAAAGAAACGGAAAUCCAGGACGACUGCAAUAUGCGUUACAUGUACGAAACCUUCAACGGCACCAAGUCCACCUACGUGAGUAUGGAGAACAAGAACAUUUCCAACUGGUUGCGAUACCUUCGGCCGGCGCGUCAUCGGGAUCAGAAGAAUUGCGUUUUGAAGGUACGCGACGGACAGAUAGUGUUUGUGACCAGUACGGAUCUGGACCCGGGUACUGAGUUGCUGUAUUGGAGCGACGACACAAAUUCAGCUUGGGGAAAAAAGAAAAUGGAAAAGACGAAUUGCGGUGGAUGUAACUUGCGGUUCGACCAUCCGCUGUAUUACCGAACGCACUGUUCGGUCUUCCACGAUCCGGCGUUCAGUUUAACGAUCCGAAAGUAUCACUGCAAGGUGUGCGGAAUCGCCGUACUCGGAAAGGAGAACAUCAUGAAGCACGCCGAGAAGAUGCACGAUGGCAAAGGUGCCUAUCAGUGCCAAUUUUGUCAGAAGUUCUUCCUGCGACUCAACUACCUGGAAAUGCAUCGUACUUAUGGUUGUAGCAUGAAUCCGCAGCGGGCACGACCUCUGUGCGACUUCUGUGGUCGCAAGUUUUGUCAACCACAGAAGCUGAAAGUUCACAUCAAACGGAUGCACAGCGACAUGGCCGAGGUAUUGCGCGACUUCCAGUGUAAGCUGUGCAGCAAACUACUUGGUUCCCGUGCUGCCUUGCAGCGUCACUCCAAAGAGGUUCACAAUAGAAAUUCGGCCGUCGUUAGCUGCCCCCGAUGUCAAAAACUGUUCCAGAACAGAAGUAACCUCAAGAUACACAUGUUGACCCAUUCCGGGGUUAGACCGUUCAAGUGCGCGGAGAACGAGUGUUCGGCAGCCUUUACGACCAAGCAGUGUCUGCAGUUCCACUACAAGAAGGUUCACGGAUAUACGCAGGAGCAGAUGCCGAAAAUCGAGCGCAGUGUGGCGUAUACUUUUGAUGCAUAUUCUGGUGGUAUGAAUAAAGGAUUGGUUGACUUAAUUACAGAUGGGCUGCAGCGGCGUCAGCGCAGGAAGCUGGAACCCGGCGAGGAAGGAUCAGAGAAGAGAAAACGAGUACCGAAGGAGUUAGCAGGCAACAUCCUGAAGACGAAGAACAUUCUAGAGUCGUUUAAUGAGAUGUGCAAGAAUGACUCUAACCUGUCGCUCUUGUCCACAAAAAUUUCAUCGAUUCUGAAUGGAAAUCUCAAGGAUUUCACCAAAGUGCCACCCGGAAUGCACGGAAUGGAUAUGGAAGGAGUCCUCAAGGAAGAAAUGAACGAGGAGAUGGAUUCUAAUGACUGCGGCGAGCGCGACGAACGGCUGGAAGCGAUCCAGCGUCAUUUGAACCAACCACUGUCCGAAGAAAAACAUGCAGAAUUUAGUCAGCUUCACUCGCGGCUAGCAAACAUAUCAAAUCAAGCAGAGCAGAACUCACUACACUACAAAAUACCUUGUGGCGAGGACGAAAAACCGGUCGUUGAUACGGAUGGGUUUGGAGAUUUGAACGCACUGGCAACUACACAGAAAUACAAAGAGUUCAUGAACCAAGAAAAUCCAGGCUUAGUGAUCAGCAAAGGUAGCAAGAAAUGGAUCAGUGACAACGAUCAUAUUCCGGACCAAGCAAAUCCGGAAAAUAUGCUCGCAGCCAAUAGAGACUUUCUAACAAAGUUGAUAAUGAACGGAAAUGUUGGACACAGUGCUUCUCAACAACAUACGGUAGACGACGACGAAGAUGAUGACGACAAUUCAACCAUCUUGGACGUGGUAGAUUCCAACAACCAGAACCAACAAAACGCCAAUGCGCAACAGCAAAAUCAACAACAAAAUCAGCAGCAGCAGCAGCAACAACAGCAACAGUAUACGUCUAGCUUUGGUAGCUUGAACAGUUCACUGCCUGAUCUACCAGCUUUCCAGAGCCAUACAUUCCCUUCCCAUUUUAAUCAUCAAUCGCUUCUGGGAAGCUUCUACAACAAUAACAGUGGUUUAACGGGUCGUAACGGAAUAAACACUUCCGCUAGUAUGCUAGUGGAAGCAGCGCUCAAUUCUGUGAGCAACAUUAUCAACGAGGCCGAGAUGAACAACACCAACACUAACAACAACGAAAAUCAAGAUCUUCACAUCGGAGGUAUCGAUGGAACGGGAGGAUCUGCAUCGAGCAACAAUCUGCAGAACGAUUCGUUCAACUCCAGCUGUAACAAUAACGCAGUUGACGAUUUGAAGCUGAUGAAGUCGCACAACUUCCCGCUUCCCAUGAACUCAAUGUCUCAAUUCUCAUCAAAUUCUCCAGACGAUGCCAGCACGAUUCAAGAACGCAGUGAAAUAGAAGUGGUUCGACCGAAGUCACCUCGGGAUAAGUUAUCUAACUACGGUGACACAGACAUAAUGGGCUACGAAGGGCAGCAGCAUCAACAGUCAACACCACAGUCGACUCCACACAAGCACAAUCCAAGCGUUGAAUCGGUACAGAGUACGUUGUCUCCAGAACAUAACGACUUCAACUACUCAAACACCAGCACAAGCCAGCGACAACAACAACAGCAGCAGUCCCAAAUCGCAAAUAAUUCCCCAGCCCGUUCAAGCUCUCGUCAGAUCUACGCAGAGCAUGACCUCAUUUCACCGGCUUCAACACCUUCCUUACCGAGAUAUGAUUUCGGUUCCGACAACAACAAUAGCUACGCCCGUAGACAGGAGAAAACCAUUAGCUCUCUAGCGUUGGAGAACUUCGAAGCAAAUCUCAAGAGCAACCACCACAUGCAACACUUGUCGAGCGAUGAAGAUAGCAGCAUCGUAAUAGCGGAAAAUUUGUCGGUGAACAGUGACACCAAAAUGAAGAUCACCAAUCAAUCGGCUACGGCCGACUUCAUGGCUUCCAAUUCCGGCAGCACUAGCAACAAAUACGACACUGGACGAAACAACGCGUUAGGCUCCGAACUAUCGACCGAUUUGCGACUCAAGUACAACCACGAACCUAGUGUAGAUCUUCCGGACUUCCGUCCCAGCGGCAGCAUGAACGAAAACUCUGACUUCCAAGGCAUUGACAUGACCUCCCGAACGGGUCUUCCAUCGAGCUAUUCGCACAGCAACUUCCAAGUUCCCGGCACAGGAUCUAAUCCGAAUUUCAAUCGAUAUCACCACCACAUCUACGACAUCCUUAGCGAUCGGGAGCAGCAACACCAACAUCAACAACAGCAGCAGCAAGAGUUUCAACUGCAACAACAACAACAGCAGCAGCAACAACAACAGCAAAUGCAGCACAUGAUCCAAGAUCACAUCGCUCAGGAUUCAGAACCAGAUCAACCAGCAUCCGUCGAUCUAAGCCGCACCUCCAACUACCUGAUGCCAUCGCCACCUUCACCGGCUAUACCUUACUCCCACCCUCAUCCGGACAUGAUCCGUAUGGUAUCACUCGAUCUGAGCUCCAACAGUGGCAGCAAUAUGAUUGUCGGUAACACCCCACAUCAUGUCCGGCAUCCCUCGUUCCUAUCCUCCCAGAUCCAACACUCGAACCGAGAUUCCUUGCCCGAUCACCACCGGUUACUAGCGAGCGAACAGUUGGCAGCCACCAACCAUCGACUCCUGGUCGAUCCAGCAGCCCACCUGAUCUUCGAACAGAACAACCGGCUGCUGGCGGAAACUCCCGGUCCAGCACCGCCACCCCCACGGCACGUCGUUUCCCCGCAGCGAGGUUUCGGAGCCUACCAUCACCAUCACCAUCACCAGGUGGGAUCCAGUAACUACCAUCACCACUCGGUGAAGCAGAACCUGACCUCUCCGCCGCUGAAUCAACACGCGGCCGCCGCAGCUGCUGCCGCUAACUAUCAUCCGUUUCCGUCAUACUACUAAGAAGUUUCUGAACGUUGAACGUUUUAGUGAUGCAUGGAUGAUAGUUUCUCAAGGUCGCAUGGUUUCCUAUUGAGGUUGAUAACUCGUUGCCAGAUCACCAUGAUUUGGAAUCGGUUCGGGGUUAUUUUCAACCCAAAAGGAAACCCUAAGAAUUCAUUGUGUUCUUUGAUGGAUAAAAAAGUUAUAUUUUGCUAUUUCUAUUGUAUUGACAGAAAAACAUGAUACUCAGUCAUAGACAUCUCAAGGGAAGUAACUUUUAUCAAAUGUUGUAUAGGACUUGAUAAUACUUAAUUGCGAACUUCCCACGAGUAACAACUUCAAUCUAAUUUCGUAAACAAGUUAUUCAUUCGUACUUAUCACGAUAAUCAUCGUUUAUGUUAUACUGUAAACUCCAUAUUCAAUUGUGAAUUUUUCAUGUGAGAAAAUUACUCAAUCGUAAACUUCUCACUGGAAGCCGGAAUGGAAUCUUGUUUGCCGUGAGGUGAACACGACACUCGAUCGUGAAUUUUUUACGGGAAGAAUUACUGCACUAAUGUUUUUUUAUUUUGUUUUUUUUUCUAUUCGUAGAACGAAUAAUGAGAGGAAGAUAGUUUCGAUGCAUCACUUAAACUUUUGUUCUCCAUUAACACCUGAGUAAGUACCGGAGCUUCCAAAUGCUCUAUUCAGUGAUUACAAUACUCAAACAAGAAUACUGAAAAAUAAGAAACGAAAAAAUAUACAAAAAGCUAGACGAGAAACGUGUAAAAACAACAACAUAACCAGCGACAAAUUAUUUUACAAGAAAGCUCAAUGAUUUUCUAUAAAUUAUAAAAAAAAAAACGAAAAAAAACUACCCGCAGCAAAACAAGGAAUCUCCCACCAGAGCAGAUUGUAGAGUUUCUAUAAUGUUCACAAUACGAAUCAACUUAAACAAAAACACUCACAAAAAACUCACUUGAAAAUAACUAAACAUUAGCUACAAAAAUAUAUUCGGUUUCGUGGAGCCGAAAUCUGACACACAAACAUAAAAUAUACGCAAGUUAUAUAUACAUUAUACUGAAGCCACACACACACACAACAAGAAAGCGAAUUUGUAUGAAAUUUGCCUGUAGAAGAGUCGCCAGAAAAAAAAAACCAUAGCACAUAUGAGAAUGGUAAUCUGAAUAUACAUACGCUAAGCUAACGGCUAAGCCUAGAUCCCCACCACCCUUCUUCCCCCUGAAAUGGAGAUACUUUCACUGUUUUAUCGUAACGUAUCUGUGGAUGUUCACAAGUUUUCACGACUUCUUUUUGUCUAUCACAUGUGUAUCUGUUACCGAUUGAUUAUCGCCUCAUCUUAUUGCUUGAUCAGUAUUUUAUGAAAACAAUCAAAAAAUUUCGCUUAAAAUAGAAAUGGGAUUAUUUAGAUUUUUUAGAAAACUAUUUUGUUUACUUUUAAAACUAUAAUCGAGACCGUUAAAAACCAGGAAAACAUUAUGAAUGUUUUUUCUUCUAAACGUUUCCGAUUUAUUGAGCGCAGAUAAAAAAAACUAUAGUACGAAUUUUGAGCAGUAAUUGCUUACGCAAAAUAUACUUAUCGUAGUUUGUAAUGUUUACUCCAGAAAAGGGUAACGAUAAAUUACUCUAGAUAUACCAAACAAAACCAAACCCUAAGUAAUGAAGGAAACUUAUCAAAAACUAAUCACAAACCAAAAAUUCCACAUACAAAAAUUGAAUGAAAUAAAUCGAUUUUGUGCCAAAGAAAGGAAGAAAACUAAAUAAAAAAUCCAGAAAAAAGUCGUUGAAGAGAUACGCUAGCGCAUUUUUCUGUGGCCGAUCUCAGCUAGUUUGAAUACUUGUGCACAAUAUUCUUCUAAAAACGGUAGCCAAUAAAGAAUACAACAAAAAAAAACCAGUCAGAGUCUUGUCAGUUAGCCGUUUUAUUCGUAGCUGUAUAAUCAAUAUUUACAACAACAAAAAAACUUAAACAGGAGUAAAAUCAUAAAAAAAAAUUUAAGAAAGAGAAAUCCCCAGCAAACGAAUAAUGUAUCUGUGUAACAUGAGUAUAAAAUUAAAGACAAACCAUUUCAUAAGCUUGAAACAAAGAGCUGUCAACUAUUUAGAGCUGUAACGAUAGCGGUGUAGAACAACUAAUUUACCGUUUAAUCAUUUCCGUUGUCUUAGCAUAACCUCCUUAUACAAACAAAAAAAAACAAUGACUCAUAACCACACAAGAUGAAAACAGGAGAUAGCUAAAGUUUCAACUGCAAAAGCAAAACAAAACCCCUUCGACCAAAUUUCGAGAAAUAGAAUAAAAAAAACUGAAACAAAAAAAAA
Molecule: messenger RNA, 9127 nt
Organism: Uranotaenia lowii
Lineage: Eukaryota; Metazoa; Arthropoda; Insecta; Diptera; Culicidae
Exons: 6
Coding region: 821-6832 (2003 amino acids)
Cellular component (GO): nucleus
Source: RefSeq, a predicted model, not a curated record